CGGGCUUGGGGGGUGGGGGGGGGCCGGGAGGGAGGGGGCGCGAGGAGGAGGAAGCCCACCAAGUCCGGCGGCGGCGACGGCCGGGAGGCGGAGGCGGAGGACGCGGCGGCGGCGGCGGCGGCGGCGGGGACGCGGUGACUUGGGCCGCUCCGUGUUAUGAAGACAGCAUGGAGUUCCCAGACCACAGCAGGCAUUUGCUGCAGUGUCUGAGCGAGCAGAGACACCAGGGCUUCCUCUGUGACUGCACGGUGCUGGUGGGAGAUGCCCAGUUCCGCGCGCACCGCGCCGUGCUGGCUUCGUGCAGCAUGUACUUCCACCUCUUCUACAAGGACCAGCUGGACAAAAGGGACAUUGUUCAUCUGAACAGCGACAUUGUCACGGCCCCGGCCUUCGCUCUCCUGCUCGAAUUCAUGUACGAAGGGAAACUCCAGUUCAAAGACUUGCCCAUUGAAGACGUGCUGGCAGCUGCCAGCUAUCUGCACAUGUACGACAUCGUCAAAGUCUGCAAGAAGAAGCUGAAAGAGAAAGCCACCACGGAGGCCGACAGCACCAAGAAGGAGGAAGACGCCUCGAGCUGCUCGGACAAAGUCGAGAGCCUCUCCGACGGCAGCAGCCACAUGGCUGGCGACCUGCCCAGUGACGAAGAUGAAGGAGAAGACGAGAAACUGAACAUCCUGCCCAGCAAAAGGGACCUGGCGGGCGAGCCCGGGACCAUGUGGAUGCGAUUGCCCUCGGACUCCGCCGGCAUCCCCCAGGCGGGCGGGGAGGCCGAGCCGCACGCCACAGCAGCUGGAAAAACAGUAGCCAGCCCCUGCAGCUCCACCGAGUCUUUGUCGCAGAGGUCUGUCACCUCCGUGAGGGAUGCGGCAGAUGUUGACUGCGUGCUGGACCUGUCUGUCAAGUCCAGCCUUUCGGGCGUUGAAAAUCUGAACAGCUCUUAUUUCUCUUCACAGGACGUGCUGAGAAGCAACCUGGUGCAGGUGAAGGUGGAGAAAGAGGCCUCCUGUGAUGAGAGCGAUGUUGGCACUAAUGACUAUGACAUGGAGCAUAGCACUGGGAAAGAGAGUGUGGGCGCUAAUACCAGGGUACAGUAUGAGCCGGCCCAUCUGGCUCCGCUGAGGGAGGACUCGGUCCUGCGGGAGCUCGAGCGGGAGGACAAAGCCAGCGACGACGAGAUGCUGACCCCGGAGAGCGAGCGCGGGCCGGUGGAGGGCGGCAUGGAGAGCAGCCUGCUGCCCUACGUGUCCAACAUCCUGAGCCCGGCCGGCCAGAUCUUCAUGUGCCCGCUGUGCAACAAGGUCUUCCCCAGCCCGCACAUCCUGCAGAUCCACCUGAGCACGCACUUCCGCGAGCAGGACGGCAUCCGCAGCAAGCCGGCCGCCGACGUCAACGUGCCCACCUGCUCGCUGUGCGGCAAGACCUUCUCCUGCAUGUACACGCUCAAGCGCCACGAGAGGACCCACUCGGGCGAGAAGCCCUACACCUGCACCCAGUGCGGCAAGAGCUUCCAGUACUCGCACAACCUGAGCCGCCACGCCGUGGUGCACACCCGCGAGAAGCCGCACGCGUGCAAGUGGUGCGAGCGCAGGUUCACGCAGUCGGGGGACCUGUACAGACACAUCCGCAAGUUCCACUGUGAGUUGGUGAACUCCUUGUCUGUCAAAAGCGAAGCACUGAGCUUGCCCACUGUCAGAGACUGGACCUUAGAAGAUAGCUCGCAAGAACUCUGGAAAUAAUUUUAUA
Molecule: messenger RNA, 1743 nt
Organism: Eptesicus fuscus (big brown bat)
Lineage: Eukaryota; Metazoa; Chordata; Mammalia; Chiroptera; Vespertilionidae
Gene: ZBTB18
Product: zinc finger and BTB domain containing 18
Exons: 2
Coding region: 168-1736 (522 amino acids)
Biological process (GO): regulation of transcription by RNA polymerase II
Cellular component (GO): nucleus
Molecular function (GO): DNA-binding transcription factor activity, RNA polymerase II-specific; RNA polymerase II cis-regulatory region sequence-specific DNA binding; protein binding
Source: RefSeq, a predicted model, not a curated record